This is a messenger RNA of Pocillopora verrucosa, 780 nucleotides long. RefSeq names its product enoyl-CoA delta isomerase 2-like. The record is from RefSeq and is a predicted model, not a curated record. NCBI's taxonomy places the organism in Eukaryota, Metazoa, Cnidaria, Anthozoa, Scleractinia, Pocilloporidae.
AUAACAGUCACAGGCCUGUUUGACUUGACCUGUGGAUCAGAUAAAGCUGCAUUUCAGUCACCAUCUAUGGAGCUAGGACAAAGCCCUGAAGGAUGUUCCUCAUUUAUGUUCCCUAGGAUAAUGGGACCUGCAAAGUUCAAUGAAAUGUUGCUUGCUGGAUGCAAGCUGACAGCAGUUGAAGUAAGAGACUGUGGAUUGGUUACAGAUGUUUUCUCCCAUGACAAGUUCACAGAAGAAGUUCAGAACAGAUCUUUGUUGUUGUCCAAGCAGUUAAUAUGUGAUUCAUUCCAUGAUUUGUUACAUGGUGCCAACAAAAAGGAGUGUGCUUUACUUGAAGAACGCUGGCUUUCAGAAGAGUGUAUGCAGGCCAUUAUGGCUUUCAUGCAGAGAAAGUCCAAAUUGUAGCCCAGCUUUCAUUUCCUUGCCACAUUGUAAUUAGGGCUUUAUCAAACUCAACCACAAUGAGCUGCAAAGGUUAAAGUUUUGGUGUUACUUUUAAUCACCCAAUCAAGUAGUCUUACUUGCAGCUGAUUUUUUCUUGAGGAAGGGAAUGGGGGGAUGUCACUGAAGCAAAACGGCUGUGAAGGAGAUCAGUCAAGUGGCCGCAAAACCAUCAAACUGUCACGAGAUAGAAGGGUGGGAUGUUUGUCACAUUGGCUGAUCGAUGUUAAGGAUUUUUUAAAUGUUAAAUUCACUCUUUGCCAAUUAUUCAAUUGUUAAUUGGUCUAUAGUUAUUAAUCUUAUUUUACUAGUAGUAUGUUUAGUCAAAAAAAGUAAUUA